GCCAUCUGCGGGUUAAUAAUGCCGAGUGGCUCAAAUUUGGCACUUUGGUCUCCCGUGAGACCACUUUUAACUGCAGCAGAUACCCAACCUAGCACCACUCCACAGGCAAAUCCCCAGCCACAGGCAGACUCUUCAUCUUGCUCCAUGCAACUAGAGGCUUUCAGCCAUGCGGCCCAAUCCUUCAGUCCCUACUCAGGCAACCGACUGCAGUGGGCAGUUUGCCUGAUAACUCGAGGAUCAAGCCCUUAAACUGCACUGACCAGGACCAGUUCUCUGUUACACGAGGGCAGGGGCUUAAAGUGGGUGGAAAGGGCCCCUGAGAAUACUCCUUGUGCUGGGGGCCUCCUUGCUCCGUGGCUGCUGUAGAACAGGAAUAAGGGCUCUGUACCACCUCUGCUUCCAGCAGAUAGAGUGGAUGUUUGCAGCCACAGAGCAUUGCCAGGGUCCAGGGGGGCAUGGGAAGCAGAGCAUAAGGACAACAGCCCUGAGGCUGCUCUAGCAUGCACCAGGAGCCAAGAAGUGCCUUGAACAACCCCAGAACUCAGGGAGUGCAGAGAUGGCUUAAAGCCACCUUAAAAACACCCGGCAGCCCUGCCCCAAGCACAGGAAUGGAGGAACUGAGACUCAAACCCACAACCCAGCCAUACCUCAUCGGGGCAGGGACAGAGCUAGCAACAUGAAACAUGCAUGCAUACCAGCUGAUCCUUCCUUUCCCAGUAGUCACCCUAUAGCCUCACUAUCCAGAGCACCUCCUUCUUGCAAGACCCAGUGUUGCAGCCCCUCUGCCUCUCCCUCCUCCUCUGGCGGUCUGUGCGGUGACCUGGCUCUCCAGCCGGGUCACACGAAAAGUCCCACGCCUUCUGGGGGAACAACGUCCAAACUCUAACUCUUCCAGGCUCAAUCCUCCACAGACACUUCAUCGCUCUCAAAUGAUCUGCCAAGGUCUUCUUCCCUGACUCUCAGGGCUUCUUCCCUGCAAUUUCCUCUCCCAAGCCUGCUUUAGGAGUGGCCUUGUCCCCAGCUGCCUCACCUUUCAGGACUGUCCCAGGGCACAAGCUCCUUCCUGUAGGCCCCUCUGCGGUUCCUUUCCCAGAGAGCAGAAAUCCCCAGCUACCUCUCUCCUAGGUCUUCGCUCUCUCUUGCUCUACAAGUCUGGUUCUCCCCACACUGGCUCUAAUCCUUAAUUAUCUGUCUCCCCUCCAGGGGCCACAGAAUGGGUUAAUUGGGCCCGAUCUUGCAAGGUGUGGCUUGCCCUCUCUCCGCAUUGCAGUCAGCAAGAAUGGACCCAGGAAACUGUCAGACUAGGUUGACUCUGCCUCCUACCUCUGAUAGUGGCACAUACCAAGAUGCUUUAGAGAAAGGUGCAAGAACCCUGCUGCUGCAGGAUAACCUGCCCGGGGACUUAUCUGCUGAGUGACCACAGUCAGAAUUUCCUUAUGCCAUGAAGCAUGAGGGUUUAUAUCCCCCUCUCGGUAAUUUCUAACAUUUACUAUUGUAACCCUAGAUUUCCUGUACCAAUGUCUCUAAUCCCUCUUUUCAUAUCGCUGAACUGUUGGCUUUAAAGGCACAGUGCGGCAAUGGAGUGCCACAAGCUAAUUGUACCUGUCGGCAUGCGCAGGGUGGCCAGGCAGGACCUCUCAGGACCUGCUCACAAAGUGAGGCCCUUGCUCAGCCACUCAGCAGGUGCAGUUAGACAAAGAUUUUGUAAGAUAAUCUAAUGUUUUGGGCACCAUAAACCAUGUUGCUUCUAGGAAACGAGAGGGGCGGGGUGGUGGUGGUAUUGUGGUUGAGGCACUGGGCUGGGCUGCAGGGGGGUGAUUAAUAUUGGUUUGUGUUACUGUAGCACCUAGGAGCCGUAGUUGUGAACCAGGACCCCCCUGUUCUUGGUGCUGUACAAGCACAGAACAAAAAGACAGUCCCUGCCCCAAGGUUUGAUUCCCUCCUCUGCCACUGAUGUCCUCUGUGACCUUGGACAAGUCACUUCAUCUCUCUGGGCCUGAGUUCCCAUCUGUAAAAUCGGGCGGUGGGGGGGAAUAAAUACAUUAUACAAAUAAAGCUUGUAAGGUGCUCUGGCACUAGGGGCCAGGUAAGUAUAAUAAAUAGGGGGAUGUUCAAAAGCACAAAGGGUGAUUUGGUGCCUGACUCCCACUGAAACGGAGCUGGGGCGUAAUUCUCCUUGGUGUCUUUGGAAAUUUCCCCUCUAAUCUCUCCUGGCUUCAGUUCCUAUCUGGAAAACGGGGCUAAUUAAACCCCCAGGGGAAAACUCAUCUCAAAGAGAGAAAUCCGGCCCCCCUACAAACAGUGAUCACAACCCAUUUUUCCCCUCCCCACUUAAAAAAAACAAAAGUCAAACCUCUAAAAACAAAACAAGAAAAGAGGAAUCAAGCUGCUGUUGUCUCUCUCUCUGCACAUUUGCCUUGCCCUGUGAAGUGUCUGCAGGUUAGCCUGCCACGCCAAUCAGGAAAUAAGUCAGUAUCACAUGCCUCAGCCCUGACAGUUAAGCGGGGAGCUAAUGUGGUUGAACUGCUAAGGGAGUUGAGCCUGAGCUGGGCAGGCUGCAGCUACACAGGGGCAUCUACGCCAGGCCAGAGAUCAAGCUGUGGUAGAUGGAAACAGAGAGAAAGAGAAAUUGAACCCCAGCGGGGAGCGAAGAGACUGGGGAUCGCCUGGGGUGGGACGCAAGAAAGAUCUCGCUCUACCUUUGGGAAAGAUGUUUUCAAGGAAGAAACGCGAGUUAAUGAAAACUCCCUCCAUAUCUAAGAAGACCAGGGCAGGAAGCCCCAUACCGCAAACCCCAUCUGAGCUGCCCCGGAAGGACUGCCUGGAAGCGCCGAGUUCCAGCCUGGUGGACCUGUCCAUGUCCAGCUCCAAGCUCAGCAGUAGCCCCAGCACAGUGGGCACGCUCAAGCGCCCCACCAGCCUGAGCCGGCAUGCCAGCGCUGCUGGCUUCCCUCUGUCCCCUGCGGGCACCCGGGGCAUCGCCAAGGGACAGAAGACCCCUGUCUCUUACAGCCCCAUUGACAGCGGGGAGGGGACUUUCAUUGAUGUGGAGGACAUCUCGCAGCUCCUGGCCGACGUGGCCCGGUUUGCCGAGGGUUUGGAGAAGCUGAGAGACGUGGUCCUCAGAGACGAUCCCUUGGAGUCUCACCGGCCGCUAGCCCACGAGUGCCUGGGGGAAGCCCUGCGGGUCCUCCGGCAGGUCAUCAACAAGUACCCACUGCUCAACACCUUGGAGACCUUGACAGCCGCAGGAACCCUAAUAUCCAGGGUCAAAGGUUUCCACUAUGAGUCCAGCAAUGAGACGGACAAGCGGGAGUUCGAGAAGGCUCUGGAGACCAUCGCAGUCUCCUUCAGUAGCACCGUAUCUGAAUUCCUCAUGGGAGAGGUGGACAGCAGCACCCUGCUCUCGAUACCUCCCAGCGACCAGAAUCAGUCGAUGGAGAACCUCUACGGAGGGAUCCCUGGGCAGGGCGCAGACGGCAUGCCAGCCGGCAUGGAAAAAUUUGAUUCAGUCCGUCCAUCUGCAGAAGAGGUGGACAUCAUGCUCCAGCGGUGUGAGGGCGGCGUGGAAGUUGCUCUCCAGUAUGCCAAAAACAUCUCCAAGUACAUGAAGGACCUCUUCUACUACCUGGAGAAGAGGACCACUCUGGAGAUGGAAUUUGCCAAAGGACUGCAGAAGAUGGUGAACAGCUGUAAGCAAACGAUCACUCAGGAGCCACACAUGCCGUUCCUGUCGAUCUACUCGCUGGCUCUGGAGCAGGAUAUGGAGUAUGGCGCCACAGUCGUGCAAACGGCUGCCACCUUGCAGAACCAUACCUUCCUGCAGCCACUAGGAGUGAGACGCCUUGAACAUGAAAAGCGAAGGAAGGAGAUUAAGGAGCAGUGGCAUCGGGCCCAGAGGAAGCUGCAAGAGGCUGAGACCAACCUGCGCAAGGCCAAGCAGAUAUACAUGCAGCGCUGUGAAGAACACGAGAAGGCCAAGUAUAUGACAGUGAAGGCCGAAGAGGAACAGCAGAACACCAGCAGCAACACCACCAGCAAGACCCUGGACAAGAAGAGGCGGCUGGAGGAGGAGGCCAGGAAUAAGGCAGAGGAGUCGAUGGCCACAUACCGGACCUGCAUCGCAGAUGCCAACACACAGAAGCAGGAGCUGGAGGACACCAAGGUGAACGUCCUGCGGCAGAUCCACGAGGUGAUCAAGCAGAGCGACCAGGUCAUGAAAUCGGCCACAAUCUCCUUCUACCAGAUCAUGCACAUACAGACAGCGCCCCAGCCCGUCCACUUCCAGACCUUGUGCGAGAGCAGCAAGCUGUACGACCCCGGGCAGCAGUACGCCUCCCACGUCAAGCAGAUGCAGCGGGGAGACGAACCCGAGACCCAGUACGACUUUGAACCCUACGUGUCGCAGAACGCCUGGUCCCCCUGCAUCCGGCCACGGAAAGGCAGCUUUAAUGCCAGUGACUUCAGUUGUGCCGACGGGGCUGCACCCUCCAAGGACGGAGGCGUCUCGGAGGGAGGGGCAGCGGCGAGGGAGCAGCAAAGUGGGACCGUGAACGUGGAACGGAGAGGUGGGAGAGGACACCAGGUCCAUAAGUCUUGGCCAACGUCCAUCAUUGAAACAGAGGGCAGCCUGGAUUCAGCCUCAGGUACAUUUAGCCAGAAGUUCCAGCGGAUGUCUUCCAAUGGCACCAUGUCCUCUAAUGAAGAGCUGGAUGAGAAGGAUGAGAAUGCGGCUUCAUUUGAACAGAGCAUCAAUGGGAUAGCCCCUGAAAUGACGGCUCCGACGGGCCCAUUCCGAAACGUGGGUUUAUCCAAGGCUGCCCAGACCCAUCGGCUGAGAAAACUUCGCACCCCUUCGAAAUGCCGAGAAUGCAACAGCUACGUUUACUUCCAGGGAGCGGAGUGCGAGGAGUGCUAUUUAGCCUGCCACAAAAAAUGUCUGGAGACCCUGGCCAUCCAGUGCGGCCACAAGAAACUCCAAGGGAAGCUGCAGCUCUUUGGCCGGGAUUUCACACAGACAUCCCAGAACAGCUCGGACGGCAUCCCCUUCAUUAUCAAGAAGUGCAUCUGUGAGAUCGAGAAGCGGGCUCUGAAAACCAAGGGCAUCUAUCGAGUCAAUGGCGUGAAGACACGCGUGGAGAAGCUUUGCCAGGCAUUUGAGAAUGGGAAGGAGCUGGUGGAGCUGUCCCAAGCCUCCCCUCACGAUAUCAGCAACGUCCUGAAGCUCUACCUGCGACAGCUGCCAGAACCCAUCAUGCCCUUCCGGCUGUACAAUGAACUCAUGGGCCUGGCCAAGGAAAGCCUGCAAGGUGGGGGCGAGACCAAGACCAAGACUGGGAAGGGAGGUCCCGAGCUGGUGGACAAGGGAGCUGAGACGGACAAGAUGGUGGUGACAUUGGUGACAAAGUUGAAGGAGCUGCUGAAGGAGCUUCCACGGGAGAACUUGGCCACGCUGCAGUACAUCGUGCAGCACCUGAGAAGGAUUGUGGAAGUAGAACAGGAUAACAAAAUGACCUCGAGCAACCUGGGCAUUGUCUUCGGGCCAACACUGAUGCGCCCCCGGCCCACCGAGGCCACCAUCUCCCUGUCCUCGCUGGUCGAUUACCCCCACCAGGCUCGCAUCAUUGAGGCCCUCAUCAUCUUCUACUCAACCAUUUUCGAGAACAAGGCGGCUCAGCUACUGACUAGCUCUGACAAACACACAGAGGAUGCCGAAGAGGGGACCAGGCGCUCUAGCCAGGACAACAAACCCCCAGUUCCACACAGCAACAUCCCGUACCUUGAGGUGCCCUUGGAGAAGGGGGAUUCAGAGAACAACGCAGAUCCGUUCAGAGAAUCUGGCGACCGCUCGAUAGAUUCCGACUCGGAGCUAGAAGAGGGGGCGGAACUGCCGGCUACAGAGGAGGGAGCCCCAAGGCAGUGGUUGCUAAAGCAAGGAAGCGAGACAAGCACGGACGAGGCUCAAUUCUGCGAUGACGUGAGCGAGGGGCAGCUGAGCACGACCGGCAGCGUGGGCCAGUCGGACGCGGAGUGCACCUCUUCCCUGCAGCGCAACCCGGCAGGGGAGGAAGAGCAGAGCGACCCAGAAGAGGAAUCCGUCUCGGAGACAGAGGGCAAGGCAGGCCAGCAAGAGACACCUCUUUCUGACUGUAACACAAACCAGUCCAACAACACGCUGCUGUCCGAGCGCUGCCGGGGGCACCGGCUGCUGCCCGCCGUUCGGCUACGGGACAGCACGAUAGUGGUGAGGUCAGCCAGCGAAUGGCAGCCCAGGUUUGUCUAGGCCACCAUGCAAAGGCUAUGCAAUGGACAACGGGCCAGGGGGGCUGGCCAGAGGGGCUACCCGCACGCAGCUACGCAAAGGGCGAUGCUGUGCAUAUUCAGGGAAGGGAGGGGUCAAGCGCAGCCAAGCCUCAGGGAGCUCACAAGGGUUUCGUAUGCUAGCUGCAGACAGUAGUCACCUUUAUCUAGUGACUGGAGCUUCCAUACAAACCCCCUCCGCAUGGACAUUCUAAUCAGCCAGACGACGAGUUUUCCUUGCAGUACCACAGCCUCAGCUAGACAGUAACUAUAGCCAUAAAGCAUAUUCCUUUGAGAGGAGUCGUCCAACGAGGGUGGAUUUGACCUUGUCCUGGUGGAUUGGGAAGGGAUCCAGACCCUGGCUGUACCUAUGCCAUGCUGCUGCAGAGGGUUUAAACUCACCUUUAUUUAAAUAGCUCUUCAAGAACAGAGAUGCAGCUACUGAAGUGUCUAAUCCGCUGCAGCGAUUACUGAAAACUCCAGCUCCCAGGACUAGGAAGGGACACGAGAGUGCUUUGCGUUUAACUAACCUGUUUUAAGAACGCGCCACCUUCUUUCCCCUCAAGUCUAAGCAUACCAGGUGGCAGAAUAAAUCUCUUAUGUUUGUACGGAGUAGAUCCCAGAACGCUUUGUACCACGGAGAUGCACAGGCUCUGUGGUGGCAGAUAGGAUGCCACACACAGCAGUGGGAGUGGCAUCAUGGACAGCUUUUGGGCAAUUGCCUACCACAGCCUCGCAUAGGUGUCACCCAAGCACCGACAGCCGGUCGGUAGAGGGGGGAUAAAGCUUCUAGAGGCAGGUUUGAGAGUAACCAGGUUUGGCAGGAAGGUGGAAGUCACUGCUGUCCUCCUGUAUAACUUGGGUGGGGUGGAGUGGGGAACUUCACGUAUUGAGGCUGUGUGAUGCUCACAAAGGGUACAAACGCUUAUGGCUGACUGGCCCAGGCAUGCCAACUGCAGCUACAAGUCAACUGCAAGAACCCAGGCACUCCUGUGAAACAUGGGACUUAACUAGUGACCUGCCUUUCCACACCCAGCUUAUUUAUGGUCUUUCUUCCGCUCGGCAAGAUCAUAGACGACGCUGCGUGAGAGCGGCUGGCUGUUCUCCACUCACUGCUGUGAAUUAGCGUGGAGAGUGCCACGGGGCAGGCAUGUUUUCCCAGCUGUAAUUCUUUUGGAUCCUGGGCUCUCUUUAGUCCUUCCUGCAGUUUCUUCUACAGGCAGCCAGUACCCUAACCUGAGCUGUUUUUAAAGGAGCUUGAACUGUAAUUUCAACAAAGAAGGGGUGCACAGUGCUCACAGGAAAGGAAAUCUAUGAUGCAGACACAGCCACUCCAACUGUGCCUCUUGCUGAGAGCCAGAAGACUUGCCCUCUCUGCCCCAAUCCAUAGGACAAGCUGCCUUCAGUGGGACAGGAGUUGCCUGAAUUGAGCUACUGGACAUUCUAGUGUUGGGGGCUCUUUAGAUGACCUGUCAACAUGUGCCCAAGGACACAGCUGGCAAAGGAGCUUAAGGGAAUAAACAGAACCAGGCAUGGUGACUUUAAAGAAACACAGGAGCUCACAUUACUGCAGUAGCAGAAGAGACUGAAUUUGUAAACAGAUUUUAAAACAAAAUAGCUGAAAAUCACUUCCUCUUAUUUCCUACCCCAGCCUGUCCUCAGGCUUCCAUGUUCCUCUUGCAACGGUUGAGAGUGUUGCUAAACCCUGUAAGUGAGCAGGGAGAAAGCUGGACAAACAGCACCAGCUCCCCAGCCAGGUUUCACUCACCUGUGCUGGUGCGAUCACGUGAAGCAGUCAGGUCACAGUCUCCAGCCCACCCCAUGCACAUUACUCCCCAACUCUGAGCACCUGCUGGCUGGUGUGGUCAAUUGCUGCUUUUGCUAGCCCACAGACUGUCAUUUUAAGGGUACAGUCUAGUGAGCUGAGCUCAGGAACCCUUAUUUAAACACCGUACCUCUCCACCCUUGAAUAAGUCACCUAUCUCUCUCUAGAGCAGGUGUACACGUUAGCUACCUCCCAGGCCUGUUGUGAGGGUUAUUAGUUUCAGCUGAAAACAAAGCCUGACUCCAGGAUUCAGCUUUCUGCAUUUUGUAUUCAGUCAAAGCAUGAUGCCUGCCAUCCCCCCAUGGUGUGCACAUAAAGCUCCCACUGUCACUUGUGCAUGGGGGGGCAUGGACAUCAAUCACAUGGACAAAUUCUAGCUAAUUGCUUCCCCGGACUCAUGCUCCUAUCCAACACUGUCUGUCACCCUGUAGCUUAAUUUAACAAGGACGGGCUGUUUCUCCUCACCCAAGAGAUCCACCAAGGAUAGGCGACAUUCCGAGGCGAUCCAAAAAAAAAACCACAGCAGGAGCGAAAGCUGCUUUCUAUGACUUACACACAGACACUCUUCCUCAGCAACUUACGGAGUCAUGUGGCUGGGACAAAAACAUCUGCCCCUGUUCAGAGAACAGGCUCCACCACUAGAGGUCACUAGGCCCAGCUCACAGAUUAAGCAGACAACCUGCCGCAGCUAGAGAGAACCGGUGGCACUCUAAACCCGUUCGGGGUCUAGUACUGUCUCAUGCCCAGAUCCUCACAGGGGUUUAGGCUCCUGACUUCCACUGAUUUUUAUGUGAGGAGCCUAAAAUACCCCUGGGGCUGUCCCUGCUCGGGAGAAGCCACCAAAUCAAGCCGCCCUUGGACAUAGUUACUGCUGUACUGAAUGGAUGGCUACGUCCCAGGUUUGGGAUGGUAAUUACAUAUUGCUGCAUUAUGAAGGGAGGAAUAAAGAUUCUGCUGUUCAGCCAAAUGUUAUAGACGCCAGAGCUAAGAGGAUCAGUCAUCUAUGAAGCAAAUGGAAAGAACUCAGGAAUGCGAGAUGCCUGGGACUCUCCAAGCCCCAGUUGAAAUAAUGGCAGAAGUUUCUUGGUGAGGAAGUACAGCUGCCUGUAGAGGUGGAGGUAACCUGCCUAUCUAGAGUCGGCCACAAACUGGUUUGUUUGUACCUGAGCUGGAAGACUGCAAGACUCCUCUCUGCAUUGUCCUUCAAUACAACGGUUACAUUUUACUGCAGCUUGUUUCCAUCUUAGGAGAAGGAAUCAGAACUGCUUCACUACAGUCCUGUCCUACUGCUAACCCUGGGCAAUCUGAUGAGUGGGUGUGCCUGGACAGCUGAGUGGGUGCACAAGAGGGAAUGGAGUUUCGGUGUUACAAGUGCUGUGUUUGUGCUUAGCAUGGUACUAUGCAGCCUGUGUUUGUAUAUUGUUCAGCUGCCAGAGAUGGAGCAUGUUUAUAUGAACACGAGUCACAGCCUUGCUGUGCACAGAAGUCUUAUGUCAUUUGUGCUCUAUGCAAAUCCACAUGCUUCAAAGAAAUAAAAAUGUGUUCAGAUGAGCGUU
Caretta caretta (loggerhead turtle) is the source of this 9681-nucleotide messenger RNA. RefSeq names its product Rho GTPase activating protein 45 (gene ARHGAP45). Gene Ontology annotation, molecular function: GTPase activator activity. Gene Ontology annotation, biological process: activation of GTPase activity; signal transduction. Gene Ontology annotation, cellular component: membrane. Lineage: Eukaryota; Metazoa; Chordata; Testudines; Cheloniidae. The record is from RefSeq and is a predicted model, not a curated record.